AUGGCCAACAUAUCUCCCCAAACUGUAGACGAGAGAAUUAGCAAGUUCGGCAAACUAUGGAUGAUCGAUGACCUUAUCCGCGAGCGAGGAAAAGACGACGAGCAAGUUCCGAUUCUUGGGUAUCCCCGGUACGACCAUAGUGCUGCUGAAUAUGAGUACUUCACGGGCAAAGAUCUCGAUCGUAUGGUUGAUGGUGCCUGUCGAGCUCUGGUACAAUCUGGCAUUGGAGUAAACUCGAGAAAGACAGUUGCACUUUUUGCACCUUCGGACUUGUCUUUCGCCAUCAUAUUUUUCGCCCUGUUCCGCUUGGGAUAUAAGGUCCUGGCUUUGUCGAUUCGCCUGAAUCCGCCAGCAUGUCUCCAUCUACUCCACCAAGCUGGGUGCGACACUAUACUUUACGGAACGACUGCUCGCAUUGAUUCGGUUAUGGCUGACAUUAGGGAGGCCCGUCAGGACCUCAUGUUCAUCCCAAUGCUAGCUAGGGCAGAUUUCGACAGGCACGAAGCUUCUCCGGAGCCUUUUUUGCGUGAUAUCCCUAUCAAAGAGAUGGAACACGUCCAGGCGACACUAAUGAUGCAUUCAUCUGGAUCUACUGGCCUUCCCAAGCUAUUGUUUCUAUCUCAUCGGAGUCUUUUGGCAUCUGUGGUCUCAGGAACUGGUCUCAAGGCGUUCAACCCCUUGCCCUGGCAUCACCUACAUGGUCUGAUAACUUCCAUACAAGCCAUGUGGAUGCGUAAGACGGCUCACUUGUUUAAUGCGCACUUGCCGUUAACGGCAGAUAAUCUGAUUUCAGCUCUCAAGUCGGUUCAGCCCGAGAUUUGUCAUACGGUCCCCUAUACGCUGAAGUUAAUAGCAGAGAGACAGGACGGAGUAGAUGUCCUGAAGAGGUGCAAGUUUGUGACAUCAGCCGGGGCUAGGACUCCGGACGAACUUGGAAAUCGAGUAAUCGAGCAGGGUGUAAAGCUUGGAACUGAAGUCGGCCAUAUGGGUGGUUCCAUCCAUCGUGAACCCGGCGAUGAUUCUUGGAAUUAUAUCCGGCCAUACGCUAACUUGCGCGAGCACAUGGCCUUCAAGAAGUUCGACGAUAGUACAUACGAGAUUAUAUACCUGAAUACUCAUCCUGCACUUAUGACUACUAAUGCGGAUGACCCGCCUGGCUCUUUUCAUUCAGGUGACCUCUUCGUCCCUCACCCUACGAUGGAUUGGGCCUGGAAGUACGUUGCCCGUGCCGAUGAUAGGGUGACGCUUCUGAGCGGAGAAAAGAUUCUUCCAUUGGGCAUGGAGGGCACUGUUCGCGAGAGUCCACUUGUGAGAGAUGCCCUAAUGGUUGGUAAUGAUCGUCUCGUGCCUGGCCUUUUGGUGUUUCGCUCUAUGGCCGCCGCUGGUUUAUCAGACAAUGAGGUUAUCGAGGCCAUUCGACCCUAUGUAGAUAGAGCGAACAAUAUCGCCGACGAGUUUGCGCGUAUCACUCCCGACAUGAUAGUUCCGCUCGCUGCUAAUGUUGAAUAUCCCGUUACCGACAAAAAUAAUAUCAUCCGUGCUGCCGCAUACGCUCGUUUCGAAAAUGUAAUCGAGGACCUAUACACAGGAGACAAGGAUACCACCAAUGGGCAGGAGCGCAAAAACCUAGCGCUCGAUAUUGGGCAACUUGAACAGUUCAUACUAGGACUCAUCCGCGAGCAAGCAGGCAUCGAAGUACCAGACAUCGAAACCGAUCUCUUUGGCGCGGGAAUAGAUAGUUUACGUGCUGCUCAGAUACGCAGAUUAUUGCAACGAGACCUUGACCUUGGCGGACAUUCACUACGUACUAACAUCGUCUACGAUGCAGGGUCUGUAGCAAGCCUCGCCCGGCUCCUCUAUGCAAUGCGCACCGGCGAGGAACUUGAGAAUACACGUCUAAGUGACGAUGAUGAAAUAGUGAAGAUGCAGAGGAUCAUUGCCGACUAUAGUAAAUUUCAAAUGUGGUCACCAGGGAGUCUGUCGGCACCUGAAAGAGAUAUUGUGAUUCUCACGGGUGCGACCGGCAGCCUCGGCGCGCACUUACUCAACCAACUCCUCGACGACCCUAAGGUAGAGCGUGUCGUUUGCCUUGUACGGGGUAGCGGCGCCUUGGCUCGUAUCGCCGAGUCCAUGAAGAUUCGGAAACAUGACGCACGUGUGAGCAGCAACAAGAAGCUGACAGCUCUGACAACAAACAACCUAGGCGCCCUAAAUCUUGGCCUCCCGCCAGAAAGCUACUCAGACCUGCAGCAGUCGGCAACCCUUAUCAUCCACGCAGCAUGGCCGGUAAACUUCAACGUGUCUCUCACGAGCAUGAUCCCUCACAUAGCUGGACUGCAUAAUCUCCUGAAGUUGUCAUUAAGAGUUCCAUUCAGCCGUCCCGCGCGUCUCCUAUUCGCAAGCAGUAUCUCGACCGCGUUCCAAAUGCCCACGCCCGCCAACGUACCCGAAGGGCCCUUGUCAUCUCUCAGCUUCGCAGCGCCGACAGGGUAUUCGCGCUCAAAGCUCAUAGGCGAGCGUAUCUGUGCGGCCGCCGCAGCGUGCGGGGGUGCGGUUGGCGUCUUACGCAUAGGCCAAAUUUCAGCCGACACUGUCAACGGAAUCUGGAACGAUAAAGAGGCUAUCCCGAUCCUAGUCCGGAGUGCGACAGAGGUCCAUGUGCUACCUCGUCUCGAGGGAGACCACGACAUUUGUGAUUCGAUGCCGGUGGACACGGUGGCUCAUGCGUGUCUGCAGCUUGCCGAGAAGCUCGAUACAAACACGAACAAACCGUCAUUCUAUAAUAUUAAACCACCGCAUAAGUUUUCCUGGAACGAAGGUUUCUUGCCGGCAUUGCGGAAGGCAGGUUUGCAAUUCGAGGAUGUUGAUCUCGGAGAGUGGCUAGCGAAGUUGCGCUUUCGAGCUGCGGAUCUAGGGCCGGCUGCUGAAGUAAAACUGCCUGCGGUUAAGCUCGCGGACUACUACGAAGACACGUAUAGCGGCUUGGGUGUUGGCUUAGGUCCUGGGUUGGAAUUUGAUAUACAGAAGGCUUGUUGUGAUAAUAGUGCUCUCCGCCUGUGUCCAAAUGUCUUAGACGCCGAUCUUGUGCCAAAGAUGUUGUGGCAUUGGUUGGGCGGCACUACUACAAAUAAACAACAGUGA
Messenger RNA from Daldinia loculata, 3141 nucleotides. Its product is annotated as acetyl-CoA synthetase-like protein. Gene Ontology annotation, molecular function: phosphopantetheine binding. The record is from RefSeq and is a predicted model, not a curated record. The coding region runs from base 1 to 3141 and encodes 1046 amino acids. The transcript is spliced from 3 exons. NCBI's taxonomy places the organism in Eukaryota, Fungi, Ascomycota, Sordariomycetes, Xylariales, Hypoxylaceae.